AUGACCUGGUUUGGAGCUAUUUUUCGCGGAUCCGUGUUCAUCUAUGCAGUUAUCUCCGUAAUACACUGUAUGAACAUCAAGAAUACCAAAAAUACGAUUCGUGUCAAUACAUUAUACGGACCAUUGGAAAUACGAAGGAACAUACGGACCAUACAUGACGUAAAAUGUGGCUUGUCCAAUCUAGGUUACCGUGGAAACAUAAAACUAUACAGCAAUCGCAGACAACUGUUUGAUAAUGAAGUCUAUUCAGAGUCUGAACACUCUAACAUAGCAAUGUGUAUUGAAAUGCGAGGAGGUAUGAGGAUUUCGAUCGAAACAAUGACGGGGAAAAGUGUACAAAUAGAGGCGACAGAAAAUGAAACAGUCCUUGACGUCAAAAAGAAGUUGAGUGAAAAACAAAAUAUACCAUUGGAACAACAAAGAAUGAUAUAUAAUGGGAAAUUACUUGAAGAUAACAAAACACUUGCUGAAUAUAAUAUAAAGAAUAAUGCUGUGAUACAACUAGUGUUACGCCUUAGAGGUGGAGUGACUAGUGGGACACUCCAUUCAAUAGUUAAAUGA
Messenger RNA from Theileria equi strain WA, 561 nucleotides. RefSeq names its product ubiquitin family member protein. Bases 1 to 561 code for a protein of 186 amino acids. Gene Ontology annotation, biological process: modification-dependent protein catabolic process; protein ubiquitination. The transcript is spliced from 5 exons. The record is from RefSeq and is a predicted model, not a curated record. NCBI's taxonomy places the organism in Eukaryota, Apicomplexa, Aconoidasida, Piroplasmida, Theileriidae. Gene Ontology annotation, cellular component: nucleus; cytoplasm. Gene Ontology annotation, molecular function: protein tag activity; ubiquitin protein ligase binding.